AUGGCCUUGUAUGUUGCCAAUCUCAUCAGCUCCACCGCCAUCAUCUAUGUCGAGGACAACGUGGGAUGGGGAUUAGGGUUUGGGAUUUGCUUCAUUGCAAAUGCUAUUGGGAUACUGGUGUUUUUGUUGGGGAAGCGAUUUUACAGGCGAGUUAAACCAAUGGGUAGCCCCUUCAUGAGCAUAGCACGAGUUUUGGUUGCAUCGAUUCGGAAAAUGAAGACAUCAUUGGCAACUUCAAAAGACUCAGACUACUUUUAUGCAGAUGAGUUAAUUAGAGUCUAA
This is a messenger RNA of Prunus armeniaca (apricot), 282 nucleotides long. Lineage: Eukaryota; Viridiplantae; Streptophyta; Magnoliopsida; Rosales; Rosaceae. The record is from the annotation of a GenBank genome assembly.